AUGGGGGCUGCAGUGCGUGCCGUGUGUGAUCUGAACCUGGCUCAGCCACAACUGGCCCGCGAGCGCGUUAUCAUCAAACGCCUCUUCUCUGCUUUGCGAACCGAAGACUCGGAAGAGAGCAAUGAUGAGCUUGAUCGGGCCUCGCCCCUCGGGCCAAACUUUGCCUCCAAACCGCUGUCGACUACGAGCCAACUGGCACCCCACCUGCUCUUGGACAUGUGUGCCGAUGCCCAUGGCUCCGAGCUCACAGCCAAGACCCUCGGUCAUCUCUUGCUGGCCCUCUUCGUCUUGGGCCACGAUCGCACCGCCAUGCCAGACGCCCUUCUGCAGGGCCCAAAGGGCACGGUACUAGGCCAGCGUCGUGGAUCUCUGUCAGCCUUGACAGGGCGACCCAGACCUCAAGUGGAGUCAGAUGCCGAGGCCGUGCAAAUGAUGAAGGCUUUCAUCGAUGCCAUACUGCGCGCGCUCAUGCGGUUGCCCAUCAGCUUGGACAUUGCUCAAGCUAUGUGCAUUGCCAUGGUAGAAGCUCGCGCGUUUGCCACGGCCCGUCAGUAUGUCGCCAGCUACUGCCUCGAAUGGUGCCAGCGUGGACUUACCGCUGGAGCCGAGCUGAACUCUCAAGUCUCAGAUGCUGUUGAGCAACUCCUGUUACUCUGUGUCACCGAUGUCUGGUCGGCCAUCCGCAAGGCUUCGGCCGUUCGCAUGGGCAAUGUCCUUGGCCAGUUUACUCUAGCUCAGCUCCUCAAGUUUUAUGAAGCACUUGUCGAGGCCUGCGAAGAAGAAAGCACAUGGCAGGAAGUGGAUGGUGCCCUGCUUGGCAUUGCCAAUCUGCUGCGCAAGUUUGUUUGGGUUCCUUUCACGACCCUCAAGCCCGAUAUGCGCAAGCGUCUUUCAGAUGAUUCUGGGGCUAUGACUGGCGCCCGUCGCUCUGGAGAUGCUCAAUUUCUGCUUUGUUACGGCUCUGAUGUGUUGCCACAUGGCUUACCCAGCAUCAUCGAAGAGACGCUGCCCAAAAUUUGCAAUCACUUGCUCAAACACCAACAGCUGACCGUGCGAGAGAAUGCCAGCAAGGCCUUCGCCGGCUAUCUGUCGCGCAGCAAAGUCGAACGUGGCCUCGUAGUGCUUGACGACCUUGUGGCCAAACUGCAGCAUCUUGACGACGAAGAUCGAUACCGAUAUCUUCCACACUUUGAGGCAGAAGGCUUGCUUGACGUGUGCGUCACCAUCAUUAAGCAACUGCCCCCGGGGUUUUUGUUGCCCAAUUGGCCAGCCUAUUUCCGCACCUUCAAGUUCUAUCUAGGACAUCCGGCGUCAACUGUGCGGCAAGCCUGCAGCCUAGUUUUCAAACAUAUCAUUGCCCGCGAUGCAUCAAACCCCAUCAUAUCCAAGCUGGUGCUUCAAGGACUGACGGCGCACUGGCCGGUUAAGACGGCAGUAUCGGCCGUGGCCGAAGCACCGUUGCCCUCGCUUGCUUGGGAGGCCAAGGAAGGCCGCCUGCUUGCCUAUGACCUCAUCUUGCGCUUUCUCAUCAGCAACCAUAUCAACUACCUCUUUCCCACCAUGCUCAUGGAUCAUCAAUAUGCCAUCUUCACUCCCGGCCAACUCGCUGCCCCGAUUGCGCGCCCCGCCCGGCUGCUGGACAAGAUGUUUUUGCGACCGCUGCGCGGACACUCUCGGCCCACGUCUCAGCAUGGUGAUCGUGGCGAUGCGCCGUUAACUGCCUCCUUUGAUCUUUUGACGCGCCUUCGUUCGCCUCCGGCAGUUUUAACGAGUGGUGGCGGAUCUCAGCCGCGGCUUGGCAACUCGCGCUUCUCGCUGUCACCCUCCCGGACCACUGCCCCUGCGCUUCCAAAUGGAGGAUCCUCUGCGCGCAACGAUUUGUCCCCCCUGCUCGGCAAGCAAGAUGGCCCUAUGCGUCGGGCGCGCGGCAUUAGUGUUGGCAGCCAAGGUUCUCAUGCGAACAUGACCGGAGUGAUGGUUUCCCCGCGCUUGCAGCGACGCUCCGUUGGCCGCCGCCCCACCCAACGCAGCAAGUUUCUCAACAAGUCUCUGCAAGAAGCUCAGACCACGGAUACGGCCCAGCCAUUCACUUCACCUUCUCGCAAGAAACGAUUGCAAGCCACCUUCUCACUCUUGGCCGCUACAGAUGUCGCGCCAAGUUCGCUCAUUAUGCAGCUUCGCGACCUGGACCUGCAGCUUGAUGAAACAACUGUGGCCGGCAGCGUUGGCCGAAGCUCGUUUGAGGCGUGGGCAUCCCCGGCUCGAUUUGUAGAUCAAGCGGAAGGGGUGAUGAUGAGCCCUAUCUCCGGAGACCUGGACUCACAGUCUCGGCCCAACACCCCUCGUCGCCAUCGUCGUCGCAGUUCUGUCACGCUCGACCUCCCGGUCUGGGUGGAUACCUCCCGCUUCUGCGAGCUUCCGGAUGUGCUGUUCUCCAUUGCGGCGCAAACCUUUGAAUGCAUGCAUCUGGAGCAGUUUGAGCUGCAGCGGAUGGCUGCUGCCAUCUUGCCCCUGCUGUCUGAUGUCAUCCGCUGGUUUCACUACCCUUGUCUGGAUGCCAUUCUUGGGGCCAGCCUCAUGCAGCACGACAAUGCGGUGGUGCGACCAGCUGCCCUGAUGCUACGUCACAGCUUGGGCCAUUUGGCUUGGCUUCGCCAUUAUACCUCGCAACACCGCGAGCUAUCGUUAGAGUGCCAACAGGAGACCCGCGAGGUGAUGACCAACGUCCUUGCCUCUUUCAAUGCCAAUGCCAAGGCAUUGCUAGAGCUCUUGGACAGCUGUCGGCGUCACUUUGACUUGCUGAGUAUUGAGGUGAUUGAACUCUCCAUCAUGGCUCUGGCCGUGGUGCCGCCGGGCGAACUUGAUAUGGGUGCCGCUUUGGCUCAUGAAGCGGUUCAAGCACUCUGCGCCAUCCACGCUCGAGCGUUUCCGGACAGCCCGUUUAGCGACAUGCCCGAGGCUUACGAGGACUUGAAGUUUGAAUUCGAAGGCCCGUUGAGCUGUUUGAACGGCGUCCUGGCUGGUUUGAGCGACGCAACGCGCGCGCGCCGCGUGUGCAAACGAGUGUACGAAACAGCGGCUAGCUACUUGCCGGCCUUUGUGGAUGCCUGUGAAGUUGGCUGGGCCCAACCUUUGCUAGCACCGCUGCUGCACAUUCAUGGUCUGCCCGGCAUGGACGACUUUGCGGCCAAGGCCCUGUUUGAUGCCCUCUGCCGUCUGUUGGACAAGAUGGGCGCACGUUACCAUACCAAGCCAUCUGCCGUACCGCACACGCACGGCAGCCCCGUUUCCAUACACGUUGACGACGUCUUGGCCGACACCAGCGACGGUGGAUCGGAGGCCACCAUGACCAGCUCAGAUCGCCAAGCAGUACAAGAUGCCGUGGCCUUGGUUGAGCAGCAAAUCUUGCUGUGGCUCGACAAGAAGGGAGAAGAUGCCGUCGUACUGCGUCGCAGCUUUGAGUUGGCGUUGUUGUGCAUCCUCAUCGACUGCAAUGAGGACUUUUCGCUUGAACUCCUGCAGUUUCUGGCCAACUUGGUGCGACGCAAUCGCCCCUCUGAGCGUGAAGUGCGGGUGCAAACCCUGGGUGCACGCUUGAGCGAAAUUGCCGUAUCGGGGGCGGGUCUUGACGUGUCGCUACCGACUGUCACCGAAAGCGAUGACGACUCUGACUCGGACGAUGAUGCUUUGCAAAGCUCGUUGAACCGCAGCGGCAUGGGUAAGAAGAUAGCUGGCGUGUGCGCAUGCAUCCAACGCGUCCCUGGCGACAACGAUGAAAGUGAUGGGUGGGACUCGUGGGACGAGGAGGAGAAACACGAUGCCGCCCUUUUGAAAUUGGCCAAGGAUUACACCAUGCACAUGUCUCUUGCACUGGAGGCUGCUUAUCUGAGUCAGCGAACGGGCUUCGAUUUUGAGUCACAGCUGGAAAUGUUGAGCCCAAUGGAGGCAAGCCAGCUGCGCUGGGCAUUGCAAACAGCGGGAGGGCCAGCUUUGUCUUCGGGUGCUAUCCGCGAAACACGCACGGCGGCGCGGCGCAUCUCUAUCGUGUAA
Messenger RNA from Monosiga brevicollis MX1, 4050 nucleotides. RefSeq lists its product as uncharacterized. NCBI's taxonomy places the organism in Eukaryota, Choanoflagellata, Craspedida, Salpingoecidae. Bases 1 to 4050 code for a protein of 1349 amino acids. The record is from RefSeq and is a predicted model, not a curated record. The transcript is spliced from 29 exons.